UUUUCCCAACUCCAUCCGCAGAUCUACCCAUUACCAAAAACCCUAGCCUCUCAAAAAAGCUUUGAUGACUGAAACAAGAAGAUGACUCAAAGUGAAGAAGCUUAUUUAUUGAUCUCCAGCAAUGAUUAUUAGAUGGCAUGGUAGUGAAAUACCCAAUUAUGACCCUGCAUAUGAAGCUUUUUUUUUUCAGUGUAAAAGUAACACAUGGUGGUACGAUGAAGCAUCAACCUAGCAGAUAUUACCUUGGGGGACGUGUAGAUUUUAUUGAUUAUGUUAACUAUACGGAGUUGAAUCUGUCGCAAUUCAAAUCCAUGACAGAACUAUGUGGUUAUGAGAGAGAUUCUGUUACUUUUUGGCACAAGUGCGGGAGGUACGGGAAUGGAAUGCACUUGUUUCUACUGAUGUAGAAGCUACUCCUAUAUCCAAAAAUAUUCCAGAUCAUAAGAUGGUUGAAGUGUACUUUGAACAUCUUGAUUCAUAUAUUGGAAAAACUAUACAUACUAAUGAAGUUAGUGGAGCAGAACAAGAGAAAGAAGUAAAUAGCGAGCAUUCUUUGACUGAUGAUGAAUUUGAAGACUCAGAAAAUGAUUUUUCAGAGUAUAAUGAAAAUGUGAAUCAUAGACAUGAAGUUAGUGAAGAAGUUAAGAAAAAAAUGGCUGCUGAAGAAGGUGAUAUAGAUUGUGUUGACUCGGAUGAUACAAAGAGUUUAGAUUGUGACUCUGACAGUGAGAGUUUCAACUUUCCGAUGUUCAAUCCUAAAACAGACGGGGAUAAACCAGUGUUGGCAUUAGAAUUGACAUUUGAAAAUAAGCAUGAGUUCAAAUAUUCUGUAAUAACUCAUGAAGUUAAUGAAGGAAAGUACAUUAAGUGGUGUAAGAAUGAUAACUCAAGAGUUAAAGCAAAUUGUGGUCAUCUAGAUUGCAAAUGGGAGAUUCUAGCAUCAAGAAUGCAUCGAGAUAGAACAUUUCAGAUCAGAACAUACAAUCCCACUCAUGAUUGUAAGAUUUGGAAUCACCGUAACAAAGCAAUCACAUCUUCUUAUAUUGCACAAAGAUAUCUUAAGGCCAUAAGCUCAAAUGGGUCUUGGGCAAUCGGUGCAUUCAGAGAUCACGUUAGUGUGGAACUAAGAGUUCAAGUGACAUUAUCACAAUGCAGAAGGGCAAAGAAAAAAGCACUUGCACUGAUUGAUGGAGAUAUUAAUGCUCAAUACAAGGUAUUGUGGAACUAUUGCAAUGAAAUUAGGAGGACAAAUCCAAAUACAUCAGUCUAUAUGAAGUUUGUUGAAAAUGAGGUGCCCGACAAGCCUAAGAGAUUCCAAAGAAUCUAUAUUUGUUUUAGUAGUUGUAAAGAGGGGUUCAAGAGCGGUUGUAGAAGAAUAAUUGGGGUGGAUGGUUGUUGGCUUAAGGGUCCAAUAUAUGGGACUCAAUUGUUAACUGCUGUUGGGCUUGAUCCGAAUAACAAUAUCUUUCCGAUAGCAUAUGCAAUUGUAGAGAAGGAAAGAAAGGAAUCGUGGGAAUGGUUUUUGAAUUAUUUGAAGCUUGACUUAGACAUUGAUAACUAUGGUACUUGGACCUUCAUGUCAGACAAGCAAAAGGGUUUGAUUAAAGCGUUCAAUGAGGUAUUGCCAUAUGUUAGUCAUUUAUUUUGUGUGAGACACCUCCAUAAUAACUUCAAGAGGACCGGAUUCAGUAGUAUUUCACUCAGGAAUGCCCUUUGGAAGGCUGCAAAGGCUACAACAGUAAAGUGGUUUGAGGAUUGCAUGGUUGACAUCUUUGAUAUAGAUUCAGAAGCUGUUCAUUGGCUCAAGAAGAAGUCGCCUACUGAAUGGUCUAAAUCUCACUUUUUUGAAACUGUGAAAUACGAUACCUUACUCAAUAAUAUGUGUGAAUGUUUUAAUAGUAUGAUCAUUGAGGCUAGAGAUAAGCUGAUUAUCACUCUAUUGGAGAAGUUAAGGUAUCACCUUAUGACAAGGAUGCAAGCAAAUAGGGAUAAAGGUACCAAGUGGAAUGAUGGUGAUAUUUGCCCUAGGAUUAAGAAUGUAUUGCACAAAAAUCAAGCUAAAGCAGCUGAAUUUAUUACCAGGAAGUCAAAUGAAUGGAAUUAUGAGAUAAUAGGAGCAAGCAUAAUGAACAACUGGGAUGUGGAUUUGCUAAAUAGAAAAUGUAGCUGUAGGAAAUGGGAUCUAACAGGAAUUUCUUGCAAGCAUGCCAUUGCCGCGAUUUGGGCUAAACAUGAUGACAUUAAUUCAUAUGUGGAUGAUUGUUAUAAGGUAGAAACUUAUAGAAUGAUCUAUGCCUUUUCUAUUCUACCUAUGAAUGGUCAAGAGAUGUGGCCUAAGUCGAAUAACGUUCCUCUUUUGCCUCCACGAUUGGAAAGAUAAAGUACCAAAGGAAGAAAACAAAAGCUUCGCAAAAAAGAGUCUGAUGAAGUUGGAGCAAGUAGACAAAAAAUGAAAAGGAAGCAAACAAAAUUGGAUUGUAGCUUAUGCCAUAAUCCAUGUCAUAACAAAAGAACCUGCAAGUUAAAUCGUGUGUAUCUAGAUUCUCAUGAUGAUGAGACGGUGCGACAAGAAUCCUCAUUUCCUACUGCAUCUUCUGCUCAUGUAAAGCUUCAGGUAAGAAGAAGGUCUGGCAGCCAGGACUAUAUGAAAGCAACUCAAGAAAGUAGAGUGACUGGAGAUAUAUUUUUUGAUAUGUAAGUUUCUGCUUAAAAGGAUUGGUUGUUGCCGUUGGAGGUUAUUUUUUGCUGCUGAAGAUUGGUGAAAAAGAGUUGGGAUUGCUGUUGAAGACUAUAUGGAUAGGUUGAUACGCCUAGCAGAUGGUUGGGAUAGCUUGAUGCGCAUGAAAGAGUUAUUUUUUGUCGCUAAAAGACUGGCGUAAAAGAGUUGAUUUUAGUAAACUCUUCAUUUUGGUUUAACUGAUGUAAA
Nicotiana tabacum (common tobacco) is the source of this 2926-nucleotide messenger RNA. RefSeq lists its product as uncharacterized. The record is from RefSeq and is a predicted model, not a curated record. Lineage: Eukaryota; Viridiplantae; Streptophyta; Magnoliopsida; Solanales; Solanaceae. Gene Ontology annotation, molecular function: zinc ion binding.